Molecule: messenger RNA, 1989 nt
Organism: Mugil cephalus (flathead mullet)
Lineage: Eukaryota; Metazoa; Chordata; Actinopteri; Mugiliformes; Mugilidae
Gene: slc41a2a
Product: solute carrier family 41 member 2a
Exons: 11
Coding region: 127-1656 (509 amino acids)
Biological process (GO): monoatomic cation transport
Cellular component (GO): plasma membrane
Molecular function (GO): monoatomic cation transmembrane transporter activity
Source: RefSeq, a predicted model, not a curated record
GAGCCUGAGCGGAGGAAGAGUCACGGGCAACAGUACUGUGCUAGAAUACACACCUCUACUUCUUCUGUGGUGUAAUGAAAAGCCAGAGGAGUAGGAACAACAUCCUGCCAAACCCAACUUUCCAUCAUGGUUGUCCCAGAGUCACAGGAUAAGACGUUUCUCCUAAGUGGCUCUGAGGGAGUGAGCCAACAGUACAGUCCCAACCCAUCCUCAUCCCUUUUCUCUGGAAGGCCGCAGCCUUUGAACCCUAAUGGGAACGUAUUCCCACUCAACUCCGGCCUCCAUUACGAGCCACGAGACUACACUGAGACGGACUCCCUGCUGCCCAAUGAACUCUACAGUGGGUCGAGGUUCGGCGGAUCCGCGAGAGCUAAGGCUGCAGAAGGCUCCGGUGCACCCGCAGAGUCGUUCUGCUCCAUGGUUCUGCAGAUCCUGGUGCCGUUUCUGCUCGCCGGGCUCGGGACAAUUUGUGCUGGGUUGCUGCUUGAUAUGGUUCAGAACUGGGAGGUGUUCCAGGAUAUCACAGAGAUCCUCAUUCUGGUCCCCGCUGUUCUAGGCAUGAAGGGGAACCUGGAAAUGACUCUGGCCUCGAGACUCUCCACGGCUGUGAAUGCAGGAAAAACUGAAUCUGCCAGAGAGAAGUGGAUGCUGAUUAUUGGGAACCUGGCGCUCAAGCAGCUACAGGCCACAGUGCUGGGCCUGUUGGCAUCUCUCAUGGCGACUCUGUUGGGCUGGAUGGCAGAAGGAAAGAUGCCUUUAAAUCACAUGAUGCUCCUGUGUUCAACCAGUGUUUCUACCGCCUUUGUGGCUUCACUGCUGCAAGGUAUCGUCAUGGUGGGCGUGAUCAUUGGUUCCAAGCGGAUGGGAAUAAACCCAGACAACGUGGCGACGCCUGUGGCCGCUAGCUUUGGAGAUCUCAUCACGCUCGCCUUGCUGGCCUCCUUCAGUCAGUGGUUCUACUCCUUCAUGGAUAUUUAUCCGUAUGUGUUGUACCUGGUGGACCUGUUAUAUUUAUGCCUGAUCCCCGUCUGGGUGACCGUCUCCUCCAAACACCCAGCGAGUCGCCUCCUGCUGCGCACGGGCUGGGAACCGAUCAUCACGGCGAUGGUCAUCAGCAGUAUCGGAGGACUCAUUCUGGACAAGACUGUGUCGGAGCCAAACCUGGCAGGAAUCAUAGUUUACGCUCCGGUUAUAAACGGCAUCGGAGGAAACCUCGUCUCCAUUCAGUCUAGUCGCAUUUCUACUAAUCUGCAUUUGAACUACUCCCCUGGGGAGCUUCCUGAGGGCAGGAAGAGCUGCAACAACCCGUGCCAGGCCUUCUUUGGUUCAGGAGCAAAUCAUCGCUCCGCCCAGGUCCUGCUCCUUUUGGUCGUCCCUGGUCAGUUGAUCUUCUUGCACAUUAUCCAUCUGAUGAAAGGAGGCCACACUUUGCCCAGUCCCAUCUUCACCGUCGUCUUUGUGUCAGCUUCCUUGAUUCAGGUGGCCUCCCUGCUCUGGGUGGCCGACUGUAUGGUCCACUGUCUCUGGAGAAGGGGUAAAGACCCGGACAGCCACUCCAUACCCUACCUCACAGCCCUGGGAGACCUACUGGGGACUGCACUCCUUUCUCUUGCCUUCCUCAUGCUGUGGUGCAUUGGUGACCCUGGAAGUGUGUAGCUUCUUCAGAAGAAGAUUAAAAAGAAAGAACAAUUCCUCCAACCACUGCCUGUCAGAAGCAAUCAUGUUGAUUUAAAUUAGAACCAGAUAAGGGCGACUUUUAUUUUUUUGUAUUUUCUGUUACUGUGUCUCCUGAUGGAAACCUUAUGGGGUCUGUCAAGAUUCUGAGUCACCGGGUUCACAAUGAAGUAUAUUCAAAGACUAAAACAAGGGUCUAUAGUUUGUUGGCAGAAAGACUUCUCCUCAGUACCUCGAAUAGAAUAGAAUAAAAAACCUUUAUUUGUCCCACAGUGGGAAAAUUGCAGUUUACAACAGCAUAUGUAGUGCAGAAAA